This is a messenger RNA of Clarias gariepinus (North African catfish), 3660 nucleotides long. It is a transcript of the gene gal3st1b, whose product is annotated as galactose-3-O-sulfotransferase 1b. Gene Ontology annotation, molecular function: galactosylceramide sulfotransferase activity. Lineage: Eukaryota; Metazoa; Chordata; Actinopteri; Siluriformes; Clariidae. Gene Ontology annotation, cellular component: membrane. Gene Ontology annotation, biological process: galactosylceramide biosynthetic process; myelination. Bases 224 to 1486 code for a protein of 420 amino acids. The record is from RefSeq and is a predicted model, not a curated record. The transcript is spliced from 3 exons.
UCACAGAGGCAGAGAGGUGGAAAAGUCGAGAGCAAAGUACACCAGGUUUUUAAAGAUGGGUCUGAGACUGUGAGCCUGGCACCAAGAUGUUGGAAUGAUGCUGUCCCACGUUUUUAAGCGUUUCUUCAGGACGUCGCUCCUGAUUAUCCUGACUCUACUGGGUCUGGAAAGGAAAUUAUGUAAAUAAGGUUUUUGGGAAUCAAAUCUGGAGGGCAUGUAGAAAAUGUACCAUUUUCUGCCCAGGUUAGGUGCAUACAAGCUUAUGUUGGGGUUCCUGUUCACCUGCAUCACAAUGAUGUUGUACUCUUUUUCAGUGCCAACAUUCCAGUCCAACACACCAAGAUUGCCACCCCCAUGUGCAAAUAAAACCCCAACAUGGCAAAAGAAGAAUGUCUCUUUCUCUACACAUGAGGUGCAGAACUGUGUGCCAAAAGUAAACUUGAUGUUCCUGAAAACUCACAAAACUGCAAGCAGCACUAUUCUAAAUAUCCUCCUGCGCUAUGGGGAGAAGAAGAGGCUGAAGUUUGCUCUUCCCAAUGGCCGCAAUGAUUUUUCCUAUCCCUCUACCUUCACACGUAUGAAAGUGAAGGAUUACAGACCAGGCGCAUGCUACAAUAUCAUCUGCAAUCACAUGCGUUUCAAUGCUCCAGAAGUUGAUGCCCUUCUACCAAGCAAUGCAUUCUUUUUCACUAUCUUAAGAGACCCAGCUCUGGUCUUUGAGUCCUCGUUCCACUACAACAAAAGAAUCGUGCCAUUUACAUGGAGGAUCCAUGGUAAGGAUAAACUGGAAAGUUUUCUGAAUAAUCCACAUCUCUACUUUGACUCAGAUGGUUUUAACUCAUUUUAUUUGAAGAACCUUCAUUUUUUCGAUUUCGGUUUUGAUAACACAUUGGAGCCAGAGGAUCUGAUAGUGGACAGCGCCAUUAGUGCCAUUGCGGAGCGAUUCCAGCUUGUCCUGAUAGCUGAACAUUUUGAGGAGUCACUUAUUCUGCUCAAGGAUGCUCUCUGCUGGGAGAUAGAUGACUUGUUGUACUUUAAAAUGAACACACGCAGACCAACUAGUGUGUCCCAGCUCACGCCCAAGCUGAGGGCCAAAGCACUUGAAUGGAACGGAGUUGACUGGAAGCUCUACCGUUACUUCAAUGCCACGCUCUGGGCCAAAAUUGACGCCUACGGGAGGAAGCGCAUGGAGAAAGAGGUGAAAAAGUUGCGCCAGAGGAACAGCGAGAUGGCAGCCAUCUGCAUUAGCGGUGGGACGGCCGUGGCGGACGAGGACAUAAGGGACCAAAGCAUGAGGCCCUGGCAGCCUGUUGGAGAGAGCUCUAUUUUGGGAUACAACAUGAGGAGCAAUAUUGAGCAGCAAUACAGGGAGCUCUGCCGAAAGAUGCUAACGCCUGAAAUUCAGUACUUGACAGACCUUGGAGUGAAUCUGUGGAUGACCAAAUUAUGGGGAUGGUUUAAAAAAAUUGUUAACAUUAUGAUUUGAAGAAAUAGUGCUAUUCCAUGUCUUACCUCAUGAUUGUGAAAAGAAUGUCACAAUUAUCCUUUAGAAAACAAUGAAACAUGGGUAACACAGUUCAUAACACAACCCUGAUGAAGAACUGGCAACCUUUUUGCAUUACAUUAGCAUGUUUAAUGAUUAUUGUGUGUAAUAAAAUAAAAAAAUGUUGUGAUAGAGCCUUAUAUGCAAGUUAUUUUAAAGAUAGUCAGAGGAAACAAAAUAGGCAUCUGAUCCAUGUAAGGUCAGUAAUGUUAUUCUUUUGCCUCCUUCUGACUUUGCCACCUUGUUUCACAAAAUUUCAUGUGCCAGGAUCUGUCGUCGUCCCCCCCCCCACUCUCCCUGCUCCUGUUCCUACACUACACAAUCUGUUUUCACAAUCUGUUUUUCCCUUUUUUCUUGCCUAUUCUCUCUCUCUGUCUUAUAUAUAUAUAUAUAAAGCUUUUCUUUCCCUGCUAGAUCUCACCCUUUCCACGACUGAGUCCAGCAUCCUCCUCUAAACAUCUGGAUAUUUAUCCACUGCCUUCAAGAGAACUGGUUCUGAAAAAGCCAACACUGGACAUCUCAGAUAUUACAGAUGACUGGGAUCACUUUUCUCCUUUAUUUUUGAAUUCCUCAAAUAUGCUGUGUACUCUCAGUGCUCUACCUUUCUUACCCAGAAGACCCUAACACGUCUGACUAAAUCGGUACUCCCCUUUGGGAAGAUUCAUGCCACUUGAUCAGCUAAACUUUCAACCUCUCAGUAGCCUUCAACAUGGUCAUUUGCAAAAUCUCCUGCCCAUUCACAGAUACAAAGGUCUUAAUGGCAGUGGCAGAGGGACAGUCAUAUAAAGUAUUAUGGAGAGGAUACAUGUCUGCUGCAUGCUAGGUCACCACUAGUGUUCUACCACCUGGUGUUCUGCUGUUACUUUAUACCUGCGAAUGCCACAGAUAUAGUGGUGACGCUUACCUCGUUCCCUUAUUUUUGAAAGUAGGUUGAAAGGUUAAGACACAGCCCUGCUCAAAUAACAUCAUCUGACAAUACAGGCAACCUUGGUGUGCUGCUGUUCAACCAACUAUCCUUUUGUUCUCAUUUUGCUAACCUGACACAAUCAUUCAGGUUUCAACAUCAGGUGGAUCAUCACAAGAGCCACUUGGGUGCUUCAUUAGAACACUUUCCUCUGGUUGUCUGUAUAAAACCUACCUCUUAAAACCUACCUUUUCAUCAAGCACAUUAAUUACGAUUAUUAAAAUAAACCUUGACUUGUACUGUUUGGCUUGAUACCAACUUGUUGUGCAAACUGUUUAGGGCCACUGGAGCAGAGCACAACCUUCUGAUCAGCAGCCAAAUGUCCUGACCACCGGUGGUGGUGCUGGUACACUAAUUAAAGAAAACUUAACUGUACUGUUCUUGUUGCUGUAUAAACUGUGGUCUGUGUAAACUCCUCAGGGACAGUUGUGGUUCAGUGUUAAGAGUCAUGGGAUGCUGUUCAAAAGGUUGCACUCUGCUCCACUAGUGCGCUAGGAGAAUUUUAAACCAUACUUAUAUGUGUGAAUAUAAGUUAACAUAAAGAAUUUUUUGUUUUACCCUUACGUUUUUAUAUUAUGUUCUUUAUGUCCUCUACAAAGCAUGUCUGUAAGCAGCGCUGGAUUAGGGUGUCAACACAUACGAACAAAAAGAGACAAGAAGAGAAGAGUCUUGCAUCAUAAGAGAACUGGUUUUUCAAACACCAUUUUGAAAUUGCACAUCCAUCAACUACCAACCUUAUGCUUCAUAACACUGCUUCCAUGUUUUGGACUUAAAAACUUGUGUUUGGUUGAUCAUAUAUUCAAGAACUGUUAAGGUAUAUUAUAUGGUAUGUUAUAGAAUGAGAAUGAGAGGAGCCCUAGUUUCAGGAAGAACCAUCAGAAGAACGUAGAAAUGUCUAAAUUAUUUACUUAUUUAUUAAUUUAUUUAUUUUGUAAUAUCACCAUGAUGUGUCUUUGGUGUCUUCGUCAGAACACAUUGCACAAUAACGACAUCCUGAGGAUUUAUCAUAAACAUAAACAAACAUUUACAAACACAUCGGUAGAAUAAUAAGGCUCUUGAAAUAUGUAUCGCUUAUUCUGGACUAUUUACAUGGACUGAGUAUAUGUGAUUUUGCCAAGUUCAACAUGGUGCUCAGUUAACUUAACUUAUUAAA